Molecule: messenger RNA, 1953 nt
Organism: Dermacentor andersoni
Lineage: Eukaryota; Metazoa; Arthropoda; Arachnida; Ixodida; Ixodidae
Product: endothelin-converting enzyme 1-like
Biological process (GO): protein processing
Cellular component (GO): plasma membrane
Molecular function (GO): metalloendopeptidase activity
Source: RefSeq, a predicted model, not a curated record
AUGCGCAUCUUCCUGCGCACUAUUCCUAGGUCGCUGAAGUUGGGUCUCAUGCUCUCGGCGUGCGUGCUAACGGUCAUUCUCACAUCUGCCUUGGUUGCGCUGGCGAUCAAGGCUGCCUUUUUCGCGGAGGAGCCCUUUUCGAACGUGUGCAAGACUCACGCCUGCCUCGCCUACUCACAUCGGCUCCGCUCGUCCAUCGACGACUCCGUGAACCCGUGCAAGAACUUCACGCGCUUCGUCUGCGGCGGUUGGCAGAAGGCGAACGAACUCUCCGUGUGGGAGGACCAGUUCAAGAGCGUGCUGGACAGGCUUUCUAAGACGCUGAGCAGCAUCCAAGUGCCGCCGUCUGGACAGAACGAGGAGCAGCGAGCCGCCGCCGUGUACCGCAGCUGCAUGGCCAUACUCGAAGGCAGCAGGGACGAGCUGGCAGCCGUGCGGAAGGCCCUCGACGACGCCGGCAUUGUGUGGCCUCAGCCUUCGAGAGACGCGGACGUGCUCCGCUCGCUUCUCUACGUCGCCAUGAAGCUCGGCUGGGACGUGCUGCUCGAUUUCGAUGUCGUGACGCACGGCGAAGGGGUCGAGCUAGUCGCGAGUAUCGGAAAGCUGUUCCUGUUCGUGGUCAAGAAACACGAGCGCCUGCGCGCGAGCCGUGGCGGCCACGUAUACUUCGACUUUCUCAAAGAACGCUUCAGGCGCAACGACACUGACAGCGUCACGUACGAGCAGAUGAAGAACUUCGAGACCUACGCGCUGCAAGUCGUCAAGUACUCUCGCGGCCGCGCGGCGGCCGCGCAUCGCGUCGAGAGCUUUCUAGAUGCGCCGGACUUGGGGCUGACCGAGGCUAAGUGGAGGGCGGUGCUUCAAGAACUCGACGUGAGCGUGGCCGCACGUGUGUCGGUCACGAGUACGACUCCCGAGUAUGUGGAAUCUAUUCUGCGCGUCUGGAGAUGGAACGGCUCGGAUUCGUUCCACACGUUUGUCUCCUGGUGCACGGUUCAAGCGGCGGCACUCUUCGCGAACGAGGCCCUCAUCCACAAUUACUAUGACACGGAUUAUGAGACGACGAAAGCGUACCACGGACUGUUCUGCGUCACCAGGGCCAUGUACUUCUCCAUACAAGCACCGUUCGCCAGAUACAACGCCGACGUUCUGAAGGGAAACGCAGGUGAAGUGGCCAGGAAUAUGACGCUAACAGUGCGAAGUGCCUUCUUGCGCCGCCUAUCCAACUGGACGUACUUCGACGAGAGCGUAACCGUGGUCGGCAACUGGUCCUCCGUGGCGACGGUCUUCUUCAACUUCGAGCGACACAGCGGUGAGGGCGGAACCGAGAAGCGACUCCAGCUGCCGGACGCGACAGACUCGUUCGUGGACAACUGGAAGCUGUCGGCUCUCUUCAAACGACCACAGGAAGUGGAAGAUACCAUGCAGUCCGUGUACAAGCUGAAUUACCACAUUAUUUUAUACGGCAAGAGGGAUUUCCAGCUGAUGCCGUACGCCCUGUCCUAUCCGCUCUUCGACUCGAGGCUGCCUUCGUCGCUCAACUACGGCGGCUUCGGAUCCGAGGUCGCCAAAGCGCUGGGCAGCUUGUUUCUCUACUCUUACAGUAACGUGUCCGAGUCGCAGUCCAUGAUCGAGUGCAUGCGGGAGGGCGGCUCAAUCGACGCAGGCCAACGGCACGCAGAGCGCACUGUCGGCCUCGGCGCUCUCGUGGACGCUUACGACAGUGUGGCGAGGCGUGCAUCGGACAGCACGGUGCAUGGGCUGGAGAAGUACAGCGGACUGCAGCUUGUCUUCAUCGCGCUGUGCUACGUCCAUUGCAGAGGCCAGGCCUCCAAGGGACCGGGAGAGCCGGUGUGCGAUAUAUCGCUGCGACACGUACCCGAGUUCGCUGAAGCUUAUGGCUGUGCUCCCGGCGACCCGAUGAACCCUCCUAACCGGUGUCCGCUGCUUUGA